AUGAGCAACGUAGAAAUAAUUGGCUCUACAAAUCUUAUAAUUCUUCUAGAGGAUGAAGUCUUUGCUGAUUUUUUCAACACAUUUCUCUCCCUCCCGGUAUUUGGUCAAACACCAUUUUAUACUGUUGAAAAUUCAGAGUGGAGCUUAUGGCCAGAACUACCUUAUAACUUGGUUGCAAAGUACAAAGGAUUAUUGACCUGGUUGGAAAAAUUCCGGUUACCUUUCUUCUGUAAAACCAACUUGUGUUUCCAUUACAUUCUCUGUCAGGAAUUCAUCAGUUUCAUUAAGUCCACAGAAGGAGGUGAAGAGCUGGUAGAUUUCUGGAUCCUUGCUGAGAAGAUCCUGAGCAUAGAUGAGAUGGACCUGAACAUGAGAGACCACUACUUGUCCCUCCUCCUCGUGCUGAAGGCCACCCACCUGCAGGAGGGCUCCCGGGUGGUGACACUCUGCAACAUGAAUAUUAAGUCCCUCCUGAAAUUGCCCAUCUGGCAUCCCAACCAGUCAACCACCAGGAGAGAAAUUCUGAGUCACAUGCAGAAAGUGGCUCUGUUCAAACUCCAGAGCUAUUGGCUCCCCAACUUUUACACCCAUGCUAAGAUGAUCAUGGCCAAGGAAGAAUCAUGCCAGGGACUGAUGCAAGAGUAUGAAACUGGCCUGUUCAGUGUUUGCCACACCCAUGAUGGAGGGAUCCCACUGAACAUGAGCAUAAAGAAAUGCCAACACCCUCAGAAACACUACUCGAGCAGGAAGACCAAGAAAAAAAUGAAGCAACUGAUUGACCACAAUUCUUGGUCCCUGGAAAUGGAUCUCAAGUCAAACACCACCAUUUGGCCGCCCCAGGAGGCAUGUCCUCAAGAGAUGAUGAGCCCUCAGAUGCCUUCCUUGAAGGUAACCUCUUCAAAGGAGAGAAAAAAUAGCUCUCAAGAAAAAGAUAGACCCGGUGCAAGGAAGUCCAACGUAAAGAAAGUCAAGAGUAACAUCCAAUUGGAGGGCGUCUUUGAGGACAACUUCUCUGCCCACUUGAGGACGGUCACCCCCAUCAUCAAUCACACCACCCCAGUAACAUUCAAGAGGGCCAAAAAGCAAAAAUUUUCCUUGGGGUACACCCACUGGGCCUUGUGUGCUGAUACCUGUGCCGGGAGUCCCUUCCGACACCACCUGAAGAAGCAGGACUUGAAAGUGGAGAUCCAGCUCCUGGACCUCUGGCAGGACUUGCACCAUUUCCUCAGUGUCCUAAUGAGGAACAGGAAGACCGGGAAUGCUGUCUUUCGCCACAUGUUAGGUAACAGAAUCUGUGAGCUGUACCUGAAUGAGCAGAUUUGCCCGCCGCUGCCCCUCAAGUCUCGAACCAUUCAAGGUUUGAAGGAGCUGCUUCCUUCUGGGGAUGUAAACCCCUGGAUCCCCAGAGCCCAGAAGGAGAUCUGUAAGAUGCUCCACCGCUGGUACGAUGAAUUCCUGGAUGAAGAGGAUUACUGGUUUCUCAAUUUUACAACUCAGACCAAUUUCAUCAAAACCAAGUGGUAUGGAAAAGAAUGUAUAAGAAAGGAAGAGAUCAUUCUUCUUUAUAAGAGAUUUGAGGAAUCUCUGGAGUUAAGCCAGGGUUUGGCUGACAUGGAAGGAAUGGAUUCUAUGCAGUGGCAAAAGGUAGCUACUGAAGAUUUGAGGCAAGGUGGGUCUCUCCAGGUAGAACUGAAGUCUCCAGUGUUUCUAGUAGAUAUAGAGAAAAUGUCCUUUGAGGAGCUUUGCUAUAAGUAUCCAAAGUUGGCCAUAGAGAAGAUCAGCAAUGACUACAAAAUAUAUUGUGAAAAAGCACCUAAAGUGGAUUUUUCAGUGGAAAUUAUCAAAGAACCAAGGAUAAUUUCACUCUCAUCUAGGAAACUAUCCUUUGGCAAAAGGGGUGAAAUAAAGAAGCCCUCGUCAAGACCUGGAAACAUGGAAGAAAUUUUCACAAAUACAAACCACUUGGAGUUCUUCAGGGAGUUUCUCAGAGAACGGAAGGAAGAAACUCCACUGCUAUUCCUGAUAGCCAUGCACAGGAUCAGUACAGAGAAAAACGAAAAGGCUCACAAGUCUCUCCUUGAAAGUAUAAUCAGGACUUUCUUCCAUAGCAAAGUUCCUCCUGAAGAAAUGCUGCAAUGCAAUAUCCCUUUUGUCAAAGAAAUUGCUCAAAUGCGAAGCAUCAGCAUAACCACAUUGUUUAUGCUCCAGAACUAUGUCAUGAAAUCUCUGGAAGAAAGGUGGUUUAAAGAAUACCAAGACUUAUUCCCACCUCAGCCUCCAGAGGUACAACAUGAAAUAAAACUUCCACUGAAGAAACCCUCAAAGAUGGUAGUGUCUCACCUCCAUAAAUCCCAGAAAAAAUGGUGGCUGAAAUUGAUCAGCUUCAUCCGGAGCUUUUGCAAAUACCGCAAAUUUAUGUCUGAUCCCAGUAAGCGCCAGGAAUUAGAAGACUAUCUUCGUUUCGAAGUAUACAAUAACAAGGAAAAUUACCCCAGCUCACCAAACGUCUCAGGACGUCAGACUACAGUUUCCACAAAUAUCCGUGCUUCAGAGUACGAGAAUGGCGAAAUAACCCUUGUGAAGCGCCGAAUUUUUGGCCAUAAAAUUAUCAUUGUCAACUUUUUAAUCAAUGAUAUAUAUUUCUUUUCAGAAAUGGAGAAAUUUAACAAUUUGGUGAGUUCAGCACAUGUGCUGCAAGUCAACCGGGCAUACAAUGAGAAUGAUUUGAUCCUAAUGAAGUCCAAAAUUAACAUCAUCAUAAAGCUCUACCUGAAUUCUGAGCUCCCUCCAAAACUGAGGGUGAACAUCUCUGAGUCCCAGAAGGAUGCCAUCCUUGCUGCCAUUGCAGAAGGCCACCUAAGUCGGAACAUCUUCUACGGGACUAUCAUGUAUCUCUUCCCUGUCAUUAUGCACUUCUGGAAAAGGUUUUGUUCCUGGAAGGCAAUCCGCUCUUACUUCCAGUACAAGGGGAAGAAAUUAAAGGAGAGAAAAGGUUUUCCUAAACCCGUGUACAAGUACCCUCCUUUGAGCGGAGGAGACAACCCCAUUUUAAGAUUCACCUUGCUCAGAGGGGUUGAGUGGUUUCGGCCUCAACACCGGGAAGUAAUAGCAGUCCAAAAUUCUUCAUCAAGCAACAUGACCCUGACAAGAAAUGGACUCUGCACCAUGCAGUUGUAUCCUGCGCUGGGACGAAAGGUAUCCAGUAUCAAAAAGGAAAAGUAA
Molecule: messenger RNA, 3222 nt
Organism: Condylura cristata (star-nosed mole)
Lineage: Eukaryota; Metazoa; Chordata; Mammalia; Eulipotyphla; Talpidae
Gene: RGSL1
Product: regulator of G-protein signaling like 1
Exons: 21
Coding region: 1-3222 (1073 amino acids)
Source: RefSeq, a predicted model, not a curated record